AAGCUCCAGGCCGUAACGGUGCUGGUCAGGGCAGCUCUCUCCAGACAGGAGGAGGAGGGGGAGAGACGCAACUGGUAUUUUUUUCUCCUCAGUGUUUCCCUGCUUAACCGCUCCACACAGACGAUAUUUAGUCGGCGGAGAGAAACAAGCAGAUAUCGCUGGGAUGGAUGGACCAAGUGAGCAGCUCUCGCCGUGAGACUGGCGCUAAUUUGGACGUCCUGAGCAGCAGGUGUACUGAAGGAUAAAACAGACUACAGGGAAUCUCAGUGUUCAUGAAACUUUGCUACGAUUUACGUGCUGGGGUUGCCGUCCGCCAUGUUAAGGUAAAGCCCAGGUGCGCGGUGUUGACCAUGCUAAAGCGCCUGGACAAGAUCCGCUUCCGAGGCCCCAGGACGAGAGAGGACUUCCCGGAUCUGGCCGAGUCGCCGCCCGCCUCUGACAACGAAUGUAGCGAUGACAUGCAGCUGAAGCCCAGGACAGCUCUGCGCGACACAGAGGAGAUCCUGCGAGACCCUGCAGGUUCGGGGUCUCCCACCAUGGCUGCGGCCAUCCAGGACUUCCAGAGGUCGGAGUCAGACCGGCUCAACGAAGUCAAAGGUCACCUGGAAAUUGCCUUAUUGGAGAAACAUUUCCUACAGGAGGAGCUGAGGAAGCUGCGGGAAGAGACCAAUGUGGACUCUCUGCGGCAGGAGCUAGAGCGAGAGCGAAGCAAAAGGAUAGACCUGGAGCAGAAGAUGAAUGAGGUGCUGAAGACCAGGCUGGAGGACUCUCCGCCACAGCCUCCCCGGAAACAGCAGUCGCCCUCAAACAAUGGAACAGACAAACAGCAGAAGGAGGUGUGGAGCUCGCGGCUGCAGAAGUGGCUGUACGAGCGCUUCGGGGUUUACAUCGAAGACUUUCGUUUCCAGCCGGAGGAGAGCACCGUGGAGGCCGAGGAACCGCUAAGUGCUAAAAGGUUAACAGAAAAUAUGAGGCGACUCAAGCGAGGAGCCAGACCUGUCACCAACUUUUUAAGGAACCUCUCCGCCUUAUCUAAUUGGCACUCUGUCUACACCUCAGCUAUUGCCUUCAUUAUCUACAUGAAUGCUGCUUGGCAUGGCUGGGCCAUUCCCAUGUUACUCUUCCUGGCUAUCCUGCGCUUGUCCUUAAAUUACCUCAUUGCCAGAGGUUGGAGGAUCCAGUGGAGCAUUGUGCCUGAGGUCUCAGAACCCAUGGAGCCUCCAAAGGAAGACUUGACUGUAUCUGAGAAGUUCCAGCUUGUACUUGAUGUUGCACAAAAAGCACAGAACCUGUUUGGUAAAAUGGCCGAUGUUUUGGAGAAGAUAAAAAACCUUUUCAUGUGGGUGCAGCCAGAGAGCACCCGGAAACUCUACAUCUGCCUGUGGGUGACUUUCAUCACCUCCUGCGUCCUGCCAUAUAAACUAUUGGGCUUCAUGAUGGGUCUAUACGCCGGCAUCAAGUUCUUCAUCAUAGACUUCCUGUUCAAGAGCUGUCCGAAGCUGCGGGACAAGUACGACACACCCUACAUAGUGUGGAACAGCCUGCCCACAGACCCUCAGCUCAAAGAAAGGACCAACGCCACUGUGUCGAGGCGGCUCUCUGGCACUGAGAAGGUUCAGCCGGUGGUUUCUCGAAGCAGCCUUGCCACCGUCCCAUGUGGGGUGAGCAGAGAGGAGGAGACAGGUCGCUCCCACAGCACCAAGAAGGGAGCCUUUCAUGAGGUCUUCAACCUGCAGGAGUCAGAGCGCCCUCUGGCGGUGUGUGAGAACGGCUGGAGGUGUUGCCUCAUAAACAGAGACAGGAAGAUGCCCACAGACUACAUCAGGAACGGAGUGCUCUACGUCACAGAGAAUUACCUGUGCUUUGAGAGCUCCAGCUCCAGAUCCAGCUCCUCCAAGAAGAAUAAAGUCAUCAAGCUGGUGGACAUCACUGACAUACAGAAGUAUAAAGUGCUUUCGGUCCUACCAGGAAGUGGGAUGGGCAUCUCUAUAGCUACUCCUUCCACUCAGAAGCCAUUGGUGUUUGGUGCCAUGAUCCACAGAGACGAGGCUUUCGAGGCCAUCUUCACCCAGUACAUGAAGAUCAUGACCACCACCAAACCACCUGCCAGUGCAGAGCUCUAGACGGCCCGUAUCCCAGCAACAGAUCUCCAAACUGGGGUUUAAGUCUGGGGCAGAGAGCCUCCUGAGAUUCAACUGGACUGGAAGAUGAUUUAAAAACAGCUCCACACUCCUCUGCUCUGCGUGAGCCUCCUCCUCUUGUGAUGGGCGUCAGCUUCCUCGUCGAUGGUCAUCGGCCAGCUUUGAUUGGUGGAUUUCCUAUCUAGGCCACGUCGGAGGGGGGACGUGUGGGUGUGUCAGCUACAUGUCUGUGUAGUUGGGAUUUAGUUACAUCACACACUUUUUGUGGGUGUUGGAUAAUGAACAAAAUCCGCUAACUGGUUGUGUGGAGGAGUGAGGAUCGGUGUGGUUUUUAUCAAUCAGCAGAAGGCGGCGAGGGGGCUGGUUCUCCUCUCCCACCUGACUGACCAACUGACUGGCUGACUGGCUUCCUGACUUACUUGUUUCUGUUUGCAUGUGUGAGUGGGUGUGUGGGCAGGAAUUAUGGUCUUAAAUUGCGUCAAGUGGCUCUAUUUUUCUCUUUAUUAGUGAGUCAGUGGAGUGACUUCUACUGUGGUAGGAAGAUUUCAAGAAGUGCUCAAACUGGCCGUCAAGUGAAUAUCAUAGAACAACAAGAAGACAAAUAAGAGGUUCUUUAUAACUGCCAGACGUCUGUAGGAACAAAUAUGUGAAUUUCAGCUUUAUAAAUCAGAGCAAAAACAACCAUUGAUGUUGAAAUAUUUAGAAAUCUAACAGGCUGAUCGGUGCCUCGUGGCAUAGCCCAACAAAAUUCUAUGUGUACAUGUGUGAGUGGUCAGGUUUUUUAUUAUUGUAUUAGCUGUGAACAUGUCAGAUCACCAUUUGACUGACAUAGAGCCUUUCUGUUAGUUUACAUUGCUGAUGUCUAAUUUCUUGACUUUUCCUCCUUUCUAGACACAUUUCAGCAGCGAUGGUAUGUUUUUAGUCUUCUUUGUCGAUCUAACAGAUGUUCAGCAUCCGCUUCGGUGUUUGUAAGUGUGCGUAUGUGAAA
Epinephelus lanceolatus (giant grouper) is the source of this 3129-nucleotide messenger RNA. RefSeq names its product GRAM domain containing 4a (gene gramd4a). Gene Ontology annotation, biological process: negative regulation of toll-like receptor 9 signaling pathway; apoptotic process. Lineage: Eukaryota; Metazoa; Chordata; Actinopteri; Perciformes; Serranidae. The record is from RefSeq and is a predicted model, not a curated record.